GGCCGUUCGAGCGCCAUGGCGGGAGCGGCAGGACCCGGGCCUGGCCACGAGCCCGAGCCGGCCCCGGGGCCCCGGCACCGGGAAUGGCCGGACCGCGCGGGCAGCGGGGCCGGGACACGGCGGGCUGCGAGCGGGGCAUCGGCCGCGGGCCGGAGGAGUCCCGAGAGAGGCGCCGCGGGGAGCCAGGGCUGGCGGAGCGGCAGCAGUGCCCUGUACUUGUCUUCCAGCAGCGAUGAUGAAUUUGAAAUGUUUUUAGCUAAACUGAAAACUCCCAAGUCUGUUCCUAAAAAGGCAGAUAUGAGUUUGAAAGACUUCAUUGAUGACUCGGAUGAUUUCUUCUUGGACUUGAAGGUGAAAAAGAGUGCAACCAAGAGUGCACGGAAAGAUCUUCAGACCCUGAAAAAGCUCAUGACUCCUGGAAAGAGAAACACUUGCUGCCAAGAAUUGCAGUAUCCAGACACUUCAAGUGACACUGAAGAUUCUGUCUUUGUAGAUAGUCCAUGGCAUAACCACCAAAAAGAGGGAGUGAAAGACUUGAGGGAGAGUCAGAAGUGCAUAAAUCUUUCACCUCCACAAAAUCAGAACGAGUCAGUUUUCAAAGGCAGUCCAGAUUUGCUUGUUAGAAGGAAAGAAAGAAGUUGUGAAAAUACAGAAAAUAAAUUGCCAACUGUGGCCCUAGGACGUGGUGCAGGGGUGGAAUCAGAUAGCUCAGAUGAGAGUUUUGGGUCUUUAAUGGAACGGAUAAAGAAGCGAAGUCUGCCCCGCAAACCAGUCUUGAGCACAAGUAAAACUGUCUUCCAGCCAAGCACGACAGAAAACAUCAAGCCACCCUGCAAAGAUGCACAGCCUGUGAAAGGGGAGGGAGUCAAGACACCAAAGCCAAAAUCCAUUUCACUUCAAGAAACACCUUCCAUGGUAACGACUCCAAAGCCAAAGACACCAAAGCCAAAAUCCAUUUCACUUCAAGAAACACCUUCCAUGGUAACAACUCCUGCAAGAAUUCCUGGGAAUGAAUCAGUUAGUUGCUCACAGUCAGCAAAGACAGAGAAAAGGUUCAGGGUAUGUUCAGUGCCUGGUUGUUUCUUGCAAGAUCUUUCAAAUCCAGCCUCCCACUAUGUGAAGUAUUUCAAGAAAAAUAAAGAGGAGCUAGCCCAGAAGCUCUACAGGCUGUUUAAUAGUACUAUCUUUGAGCAGAAGUUACCAGAGGACAUGGUGAUAAUCUGGAAUAAGAAAAUGAGGAAAACAGCGGGGUACUGUGUAACGGGGCAGAGGGGAGGCCCUGAAGGGAAGCGUUACGCUCGCAUUGAGCUCUCUGAGAAAGUCUGUGACUCUGCAGAUCGCCUCCGGGACACGCUGAUCCACGAGGUUUGCCACGCAGCCACCUGGCUCAUCAGCGGCGUGCGGGACGGGCACGGGCGCUUCUGGAGGUUCUAUGCCAACAAAGCAGCUGUAAUUCAUCCAGAGCUGCCAAUGGUGACACGGUGCCACAGCUAUGAGAUCAAUUACAAAUUCACCUAUGAGUGUGGUCGCUGCAAAGCUACGAUCGGGCGGCACUCGCGGUCCCUGGACACGGCGAGGUUCGUCUGCGCCUUCUGCGGGGGGCAGCUGGCCCUCAGGCAGCCCCCAGCCAGGGGGGGCACCCCUGCCAGGACACAGCUCACACCCUUUGCUAAGUAUGUCAAGGAGAACUAUGCACUUGCUAAGAGAGAGCAGCAUGGGCUGAGUCAUGCAGAGGUCAUGAAGAAACUCAGUGCUGAUUUUGCUGUGAAAACCAAGCUGGAAGAUUCUUUCUAAUAUCUCAAUAUACCUCCUUUGUUGGUGCUACUUAAAUUUUGUAUAGAGAGUAGUAAAAGUUCUGAGCAGCACUUA
This is a messenger RNA of Serinus canaria (Common canary), 1869 nucleotides long. RefSeq names its product germ cell nuclear acidic peptidase (gene GCNA). The coding region runs from base 16 to 1794 and encodes 592 amino acids. The transcript has 10 exons. The record is from RefSeq and is a predicted model, not a curated record. Gene Ontology annotation, cellular component: nucleus. Lineage: Eukaryota; Metazoa; Chordata; Aves; Passeriformes; Fringillidae.